This is a messenger RNA of Penicillium cataractarum, 750 nucleotides long. RefSeq names its product putative exosome complex subunit Rrp46. The coding region runs from base 1 to 750 and encodes 249 amino acids. The transcript is spliced from 2 exons. NCBI's taxonomy places the organism in Eukaryota, Fungi, Ascomycota, Eurotiomycetes, Eurotiales, Aspergillaceae. The record is from RefSeq and is a predicted model, not a curated record. Gene Ontology annotation, cellular component: cytoplasmic exosome (RNase complex); nuclear exosome (RNase complex); nucleolus. Gene Ontology annotation, biological process: poly(A)-dependent snoRNA 3'-end processing; nuclear mRNA surveillance; rRNA catabolic process.
AUGGUCGGUCCGACUGCAUCUCUCUCAAACUUGAGCCGUGCCGACGGCUCUGCCUCCUUCAAAUGCCCGACUACUGGCUACAAUGUCCUGGGCUCCGUCAAUGCACCCAUUGAGCUUCCAGCUCGCCGUGACGCCCUGAAGCCCGAAGAGGCCACCGUCGAGGUGUUUGUCAAGCCUGGAAAUACCACUGCUGGAGUUGGUGAGCGAUAUGUGGAGGGCAUUCUGCGGACGAUGCUGCAAAAGGUCAUCCUCGGGCGCGAGCGUGGAUUUGCCAGGCGCGGUGUAGUCAUUACGCUUGCUAUCAUUGGCGGUGAUGCAGUCCAGCGCGGCGAUUCGUACCUUACUAUCCUCCCGGCCCUCCUUCAAACUUCCCUGCUCGCCUUGCUCUCCGCUGCCGUCCCCAUGUCCAUGACCUUUUCCACUGCAUUGCUUGCUGUCACCAAGUCGGGUGACAUUAUCAGCGACCCAUCUCCCGUCGAUUCAAAGACCGCCUCGUCCCUGCACGUGCUUGCGUUCUCCUCCAAGGGCCACCUGCUGCUCAACGAAAGCCAGGGUCCAUUUGAUUUCGAUACAUGGGAGUCAGUCCGCGAGCGCGCAUACACUACCUGCCGGGGAACUGCUGUGGCCGGAUCUGACGGAGAUAUCGCAAUGGGCGAGGAAGGCGAGGAAGGUCAUGCUGAUGGGUUCAUCCGCGAGACCGUGGAGGACCAUCUGCACCGCGAUUACACCUGGAAGAUUGACUCUGCUUGA